Messenger RNA from Pocillopora verrucosa, 817 nucleotides. RefSeq names its product small ribosomal subunit protein mS26-like. The record is from RefSeq and is a predicted model, not a curated record. Gene Ontology annotation, cellular component: mitochondrial small ribosomal subunit. NCBI's taxonomy places the organism in Eukaryota, Metazoa, Cnidaria, Anthozoa, Scleractinia, Pocilloporidae.
AAAUGGCGACUAGUCUAACUGCGCGAAGGGCCUCGAAUUUACUACAAAGAAGUGUACAUUGUCGCUUUGUCACUCCAAACUUCAUCUUUGGUGUGUGUAGAAACUGUUCUACUACAACGGUAGAAAUUAAAAAUGAUAAUACGUCAGUAGAAACGGCGCCAAAAAUGCAAGAGGACGAGGAAAAGAGAAAAAGGAGAGACGAGGGUAAAAAACUACAUGCUAUAUAUCACAUGAAAGUGGACAAAAUCGCUGCGGAAUUCCUCAUGAAACGACAAGAGGAAGAAAUGAAUCUAAAUCAAGAAAUGCUUAAGAAGAAGGAACUGCAAAAGCUGGAGAAAGAAAUGCACGACCGGAUUAUUGAAAGUGUCCAUCUUGAGAACGAGCGAGUAAAACAACUAAGAGAGAAAAGACUUGAAAAUAAAAAGCUAGAGGAUGAAGAAUGCGAGAAAGAAAAGGAGCUUUUAAGGAGGGAAUGGGAGGCUAAACAGAGGCAGGAAAGAGUUGAAUUGGUGAAAAAGCUGACUGAAGAAAGCAAAAACUGGGUGACUGAAGAAAACCUAGAGGAGAAGAUAGCUUAUUGCCUGGAAAAUGAAACAAACUACAACUUCGCCAUAACACCAUCAGGGGAGAGGAUUUAUUCAACCACUCCUCCUGGUUGUAUAGACUCUGAGGAAAAUGCCCCUGGCCCUGCAGCUUAUUACCCAAAAGGACUACCUUCAAACCUUGAAAAACAAGAAGUGGAUGGUUAUUGAAAGAACAAACUGAAAGCAGUACAAUACCUUGUACACGUACACAAUAAAGAGGAGUGUAAAACAAA